Cephus cinctus (wheat stem sawfly) is the source of this 2783-nucleotide messenger RNA. It is a transcript of the gene Sms, whose product is annotated as spermine synthase. The record is from RefSeq and is a predicted model, not a curated record. The transcript is spliced from 8 exons. Gene Ontology annotation, biological process: spermine biosynthetic process. Gene Ontology annotation, molecular function: spermine synthase activity. Lineage: Eukaryota; Metazoa; Arthropoda; Insecta; Hymenoptera; Cephidae. The coding region runs from base 303 to 1403 and encodes 366 amino acids.
GCUCGGCUCAGUUACUACAGGGACUCUAGUUCAUGAAAAAAAGUUGAAGUCAAGUAAAUAUUUAAGUCUUUAGAUUAUUCUGUACAAAGUAUUUAAUCACGGUGAUUCGAGUAAACGAAUUAUUCUCUGUAAUAAUCGAGGAGAAAAUAGAAAUAAUCGCUCUAGGGACUUUGCGUACGUCGCUUUGGCAACCUCUUAAGAAAAGCGGCUCCAAGAAAUUCAGUGAAUCCAUUUUUAUACCGCCUGCUAUUCGUAUCUUUAACGUUUACAAUUGAUUAUAACUUUGAAAAACCGGAUUAACCAUGGUUGCUCACACAGUUCUUCUUGAUUUUACUGUGUCUGUUAACGUCAUUGCAGACGUGGAGAAACGUUCCAAUUUAAAAUCUACGAUUGCCAAUGUUCUUGCAGAACAUUUUAAUGGCUUAAAACCUCUCACAGAGUCAAACAUCGAUGGAAGUCUCCUUGUCCUCUACACUGGUCCAAAGGGUAGCUUGAUUACAGUUAGAGGAUAUAUCGAAGGAUUGGUCACAGUAAAUGUUGAAUAUUACAAACGUGAUGAUGAAGAUGCACUGUUGACCUUUGAGCAGUGGCGAUACUUGGAAGCUGACGUUGCCGUGGCUUUGAACAGCCAACGCAGUAAACGUUUACCACCUGUAAGACGAGGAACCAUAUAUGAUCUCUAUUUGACUCUCUCAGAUGAAAGACUACUCGAAUAUGACAUCGACAAGCUGGUGUUCGAGGCCAGAUCGCCAUAUCAAAAAGUACAAAUCGUUCACUCAAAGUCUCUUGGAAAUCUGCUGGUACUCGAUGAGUUACAAAAUAUGUCAGAAGCAGAUCUCAUCUACACAGAGACUCUGAUGCAGCGUGGCAAAGAAGAUUACACUGGAAAGGAAAUAGUAAUUCUAGGUGGAGGCGAUGGCGGCCUUCUUUGGGAAUUACUAAAGGAGAAACCAAAAUUCGUAACGAUGCUAGAGAUUGAUGAAAUAGUCAUGAAAGCAUGCAGUCAGCAUAUGACAAGCAUAUGCGGGGAUUGCUUGGACAAAAGGAAGGGAGACAAUUAUGAGAUCAUUGUGGGAGAUUGUUUCAAGGCUCUGACACAUAUGAUAGAAGAAGGUAGACAAUUCGAUUACGUAUUCGGCGACCUUACUGAUAUACCCAUUAGUACAACACCCCAGGGAGAUGCUUGGGACUUUAUAAGGCUGAUCCUGAACUCUUCGAUGAAAGUGCUUAAGCCGACAGGAAAAUACAUGACGCACGGUAAUGGUACUUCCUGUCCUGAGUCAUUGAAAAUGUACGAGGAAGUGCUUACGCAGCUGUCAGUACCAGUGACAUUCACCAAGGAUCAUGCGUUCGUUCCAUCUUUCUUUGAGGACUGGGUUUUCUAUCAAGUCUCGCUCAAAUGAUGGAUUAAUGACAAUGGUGAUCGCGACGUAUCGAUAAAGAUAGUAAAUGUCAUACACAGCCUAAUAUCCUUAUGACCCAAGCUAUGCUUUAGUUUUAGAACAUCAAUAAUUAAUCAUUUUAUUUCAUUCAAAGGCAGUCUAACUUUAUCUUGAUGCGAGUUUCAAUGUAUGUCCUCACGAUUCUCUCAAUCAUUAUGCAUCAAGGCAAAUAAGUUACCAAACAAUGUGUCCCUAUGGGAUGUUAUUAAUAUUCUUGUUGAUUACAUUUAAUAGAUAGCAGAAACGAUCAGAUUGUUAAUAAUUUUUGUUCUUAGAGCAGAGCAUUUAAAAUGCUUGUUCAAUAAUAACACUGUAUUAGCCAGUAAGUAGUUUGUAAAUCGUCGGUGCUCAAGGAUUUGAAUGUUUUUCUAUCCUUCUAAAAUGCGUUAUUCUUAACAUGUCCGCCUGCGAUCAGCAUCAGUUGUGAUGCUUAACAUUAUUAUUAAUAUGAUGAGAUCAACGUAUUUCAAAGAGUCGUCAAAUGGUACGCUUGUCUAUUGCAAUUAGGAUUACCAAUGGUUGUUAAAAUGGAAUUGAGUUCAGUGGUUACUAGUAAUACUCUUCAGUUUUCUUUAAAAUCCAGAUGGUAUUUUCAAUACAUAAUAAUAUUUGCUUAAUCGAAUGUUGCAAUGUAAUAGUCGUAUUAUUUCAUAUCUUUAUUUUCUUUCUAAUAAGAGAGCCAAAAUAAUUAUGAUCUAAACUGAAGAAAGAUGUUUUAAUGACUGAAGACAAUCUGUAUUCGCAGCAGUGUGUAUAGUUAAUCGUAAUCUCUUUAGUUAACAGCUAAUACACAAUCAAGUCCUAGUGAAACAAUACCAAAUCUAACGAGUCUUUGUUAUUCUAAGUAAUAAUAACUAAUUAUUUUAUCAGUACAAAUGUGCAAAGCGUAUUUGAAUCUUUCCAAAAAGAGUUUGAGUUAAUAUUAUCAGAGUUAGGUUGGUAUAGGAUAUGAUAAAUACAAUUUGUUUAUAUCCAAUGAUUUCUCAUUAAAAUUUUCCAUCAAGUUAAUAAUUGUCAUUUAUAUUGCGAGUCUUGUUCAAUGACGCUGUGAUAUAGUACGUCAACAUAAGAUAAUGUGUAGAAUUAGUAGAAUCGAUUCAUUGAUACCGUACAAUAUUACUUUAUUUACUUAGAAAUAUCUUUUGUAUAGAUAACAUGAUUUAUGCAAUGUGUAAACUCUGUUAUUCUCUACUCUCUGUAACAAAACACGUAAUAGUACUGCUUUAAACUUUCUGUAAUUUCAUUUGAGGUACAAAUUAUGCUACAAACGCAUUUUCUUAGGCUACCAUGCAUCUUCUUAUCAGCUUUAUUGAAUGCAAUAAUAUAUACUAUUGAAACUGA